AGAGAGAGAGAGUAGAAAAUGUUUUAAAAAAGGCAAAGAUUUAUUAUGUAACGCAAGAAGCUGAGGCUGUUCCCAAGUCACUCUCUUUGCAACCUCCGAGGAAUUUUGGUAGCAUCCUCUGCGAUGUUUUGUCAUCAGUUUCAGUUUUUGUAAAAGAUAGAUAGAUAGAAAGAGAGAGAUAUAAGUGAGUUGUUUCAGUUUCUGUGUGUGUCAGUAAGUGCUUCUCUUUUGUCCAUUUUUUCUUCUUUCUCGUGUGGGAAAAUGCUGGUUCGGAGAAGGGUGAUGAGUUGGAGAAGGGUGGCGAAGGCCCUUCAGGCUCUGGUAGCUCAUGUCUUACUUUUCACCUUCACUAUUACCCUUGCUCUCAAGCUUGAUCAUGUCAUUCGUCACUCAUGGUGGAAGGUAUUUUUUCCUCUAUGGGCUUUUCAUGCUGUGGUAGCACGAGGCAGGUUUUCCUUGCCUGCUCCUUCGAUGCCUCAUGAUCGCCAAUGGGCUCCUUUUCAUUCACUCGUAGCAACUCCACUACUUGUUGCAUUUGAGCUACUUCUUUGUAUGCAUCUCGGGAGCAGUUAUGUGAUGAAUUUAAGGAUUGUCUUCAUGCCCCUGAUAUUUCUUGAAAUGGCGAUUUUGUUUGAUAACGUCAGGAUGUGUAGGGCUUUGAUGCCUGGAGAUGAUGAAAAUCUGACCGACGAAGCAGUAUGGGAAACUCUUCCGCACUUCUGGAUUUCAAUAUCCAUGGUCUUCUUUAUUGCUGCCACUGUGUUCACCCUUCUAAAGAUAUGUGGUGGAGGAAACGAGUUAACUCGCUGUCAUACUUUUUUAUGGAUGAAACCGGGUGAUGUUGCAGCUCUAGGAUGGUGGGACUUGUUUAUUAACUUCGGCAUUGCACAGUGCUUUGCGUUUCUUGUUUGUACAAAGUGGCACAAUCCAACUAUUCAUGGAGGCUGUCAUAUUACAGAACCAUGCUCAUCGUCAAAUACCAUAAGAUACCUAGACUUUAGGACAGGAGGCUUAGUUGUUUACACAGAUGAAGAUAGACAGCAAAAUGGGUUCUGCAAUCUACAGGAUAUCGGUGGGCAUAUUAUGAAAAUUCCAUUCAUUGGUUUCCAAAUACUUCUUUUUAUGCAUUUAGAGGGAACACCAUCCAGUGCAAAGAAUCUGCCCCACUGGGUCAUUUUUUCCCCACUUUUUUUGUUGCAAGGAGCUGGGGUUUUAUUUGCAGCUUAUAGAUUAAUAGAGAAGAUAGUUCUUCUACUCUACUGUGGAGAUAUUCCUGAAAGAUACUCAGCCAUAGCAUCAAAAUCCCGUGAGUGCUUUGGGUUCUUUCGACGUGGGUCAAGGUUGCUUGGUUGGUGGUCAAUAGAUGAAGGAAGUAGAGAGGAAGAAGCUAGACUUUUUUGUGCUGGGAGUCCUGGGUAUAAUACUUUCACCCCUGAUACGGUGAAGAAAAUGCCUAGGGCAGAUCUGGUUGAGGAGAUUUGGAGACUACAAGCUGCAUUGGGCGAGCAGACACAAGUUACAAAAUUUAGCCAGGAUGAGUAUGAAAGACUUCAAAAUGAGAAGAUCUUAUGCAGAAUUUGCUUCGAGGAGCAGAUUAAUGUGGUCCUACUUCCCUGCAGGCAUCACAUUCUUUGCAGCACUUGCUGCGAAAAAUGUAAAAGGUGCCCUGUCUGUCGUGGACCAAUUGAAGAAAGGAUGCCAGUAUAUGAUGUGUAGACUGAGUUCAAUGAAGAUGUAUAGGUAUCUUACUGACCAUACAGCUUGUGAUUUUAGACGAGGCAAGCACUGAGAAUGAUCAAAAUCUCUUCUCAUAGAUAUGAUGAACAUCAGAAGUUGGAUAGAAUUUUAAACGUGUUACCCCCCCUAUUUUUUCUUCCAUAGUGCAUUCUUGCAAUUCAGAAGGGAUUGCCAAUAGUUGCAUUGUCUUGAAUUUUGGUACCAUAAGGAUUUAUCUACACCAAAAAUGAAAGAUGACAUAUUUGAGGUAUUAUCUGUUUUGAUGUUGGUCUCAGCCUCGUGUAUGGAGUCAUGGUUUUAUCCUUAAAAAGUCAAUUUCGAUAGGUUUAGGUGAAUUAUCUUUUGUCUCAACUCUUAAACGAUGUGAGAUUGUUUGUUGGGAA
This is a messenger RNA of Glycine soja, 2120 nucleotides long. RefSeq lists its product as uncharacterized. The coding region runs from base 262 to 1716 and encodes 484 amino acids. The transcript has 15 exons. The record is from RefSeq and is a predicted model, not a curated record. NCBI's taxonomy places the organism in Eukaryota, Viridiplantae, Streptophyta, Magnoliopsida, Fabales, Fabaceae.